AUGGCCAGAACACGUAUGGUAAUCAUGCACAAUUUUUACAUUAUCAAUUUUUCCAUGCUAGAAAAAGCUCUUUCUAAUAUUGAAAUUUCCUCUAUUAACAAUUUAAAUUUGGAAGAAUUAGUUUGCUCUCUUCCUCACGUUUCAUAUAAACAACCUUUUUAUGCUAUGAGGGGAUUUCCCAUUUCCGAUUUUGAUGAUCAUUUAGUUUUAUUUACUCUGAGUGAUGAUGAUAAAACUAAAAUUUUAAUGUUUUCAGGAGAAAAACGAACAAUACAAUUUAAUGAUGCAUGUUUUGCAGAGUAUCAGAAUGUUAGACCCUUUGAACAAAUUAAUUCACUAAUGAAUAAUGUUCAUCCAAUUUACUUGACAAGAUAUUUGGAAUUGUGUGAAUUUGAUUGUUAUGUGAAUGAUAGAGUUUUAGUUAAUGUAUUGGGAGAACAUUACAAGGAUUAUUUGAGUAAUGAUGAGAAUGAUAGUAAUAAUGAAAAUGAGAAUGAUAAUGAGUUAUCAUAUCCACCACCACCUUCUAAAAAGACUAAAUAUUCCUCUGAGGAUGAUGAAGAGGAGGAUAGAAAACAACAUCUCAUUGAAAUUAUUAAGAGAGAAACUUGUAAUAUUGAAUGGGAUGAUAAUUUAUUGGAUGCCUUUAGGAAAAUGUUGUAUUCUAUUGAUUCAAUUAUUGAUCAUACUGAAAGUCCAUUCAUCAAUUUAAGUCCACUUGUAAAUAGUCAUGACAUGAUUUAUUGUAUUUUAGAGUUUAUUGGAAAUGUGAAAACUCUUUUCAAUUUUGCAAUUUCUUGUCAUGAUUUUUAUGAGAUUUUUAAACAAGCCAACAAGAAUAAUCUAUUGCUGAAGAGAAUUGUAAAAGAUAUAGGUAUAGUUUACUUUUAA
Messenger RNA from Naegleria gruberi, 891 nucleotides. RefSeq lists its product as uncharacterized. The record is from RefSeq and is a predicted model, not a curated record. Lineage: Eukaryota; Heterolobosea; Eutetramitea; Acrasida; Naegleriidae. The coding region runs from base 1 to 891 and encodes 296 amino acids. The transcript has a single exon.